UGUGAAGCAUCUGCAGCAAAAAAUUAAAGAAAGACAAAUUACUGUGGACGCAGAUGUAGAUUCAUCCAAUUGCCUAGCAACGGAUGAAGAUGCAGAGAAUUUAAUUGGUCGUUUCCGAGGAAACCUGAUCAUUGAUGGAGAAAAAGCCUAUGAGGAAGAUAAUUGGAGCACAUUGAGAAUUGGAGAUCUGCUUUUGAAGUCUGGUGGUCCUUGUAGUCGAUGUCAAAUGGUGUGUAUAAAUCAAAUGACUGCAGAACGAAGUAAAGAACCAUUAACAACAUUAGCAACAUACAGAAACAGAAAGGUUCCAUUUGGAAUCCAUCUUUUCCAUGAUAGAGAAUAUUCUGGCACAACAUGGAUACAAAUUGGAGAUGCAGUUACUCCAUUGGGAUGAGACAGAGAAACACUCAAGGAUGUGAAGAGAAAUUCAAUUUGUACAGUUCAGAAAGUACACUUAUUUAUAUGUAACUAAUAUAAUUCAUUAUGUCAUACUUCAUCAGCUGGUCAAUGUGCAAAUAUUUGAAAAUGAACUAAAAUGGUGGACAUUAGGAUAUACAGACAAAGUCACUUUACUAAAAAAGAGUAAACAAUUAGCAUAUUCACAGCCUUUU
Saccoglossus kowalevskii is the source of this 611-nucleotide messenger RNA. Its product is annotated as molybdenum cofactor sulfurase 2-like. The record is from RefSeq and is a predicted model, not a curated record. NCBI's taxonomy places the organism in Eukaryota, Metazoa, Hemichordata, Enteropneusta, Harrimaniidae.